Mercenaria mercenaria is the source of this 6314-nucleotide messenger RNA. Its product is annotated as membrane-associated guanylate kinase, WW and PDZ domain-containing protein 3-like. Gene Ontology annotation, cellular component: cytoplasm. Gene Ontology annotation, biological process: signal transduction. The transcript is spliced from 26 exons. The record is from RefSeq and is a predicted model, not a curated record. Bases 352 to 4833 code for a protein of 1493 amino acids. Lineage: Eukaryota; Metazoa; Mollusca; Bivalvia; Venerida; Veneridae. Gene Ontology annotation, molecular function: protein binding.
UAUGCGCAUGCGUAAAAAUGGAGUUUAUUGCUACAAUUUUCAAAACAGGGCGGAAGAAUUAGUAAAGUUUCCUAUAAAUAUGUCUGUAGAAGCUAUAGAUAUUAAUAUGCAGAUGAUGGAGUGUUUAUUGAACUAUAUAUAGCCGUAAGAUUUAUACAUCUGCAAUAUUAAAGGGUAAUGCAGUGUACUAAAAUGUAGACGCUGUAUGUGGUAUGAAAGUUUUGACAAGUUUUCGUACAAGCCUUAAUUAACAAGGCCGAUUAAAUAUAAUGAAAUCAUGAAGAUGUAGUUCAUAAUUAUGCUAGACAACUGCAGCGUUGGAGUUACCUUUAUAAUGAUGUGAAAACAAACAUGUUGAAGAACAAACAGCCCCCGCCAAUCCCAGCAGCUAAACCAGUGCGCGAUCGUAGUGUGGGACGAGAAAAGGAAAGGGAAUCCGUAACCGAUCCUAAUCACUGGAGUUUACGUGUUCAAGAGACUCUUGUUUCUGCAUUACCAGAUGAAAGUCUGCAUGUGACUCUGCUUGGAGGUGCAGAUAAUGGAUAUUUUCUAUAUUUAGAUGAAGUUGAACAUGACAAAAUAACCUAUCACAGUGGAAAACUGGAGGCUGGGAAUAUAGUUCUUGAAAUUCAAGGACAGCGAAUCGCUGGCUACACAUUAAGAGAUGCUCUUAUUUGGCUUAAACAAGUCAGUCAAAAUGGGGCACCAGUCAUGAUUAAAUCAGUCAGACCAGGUCAGCUGCCAAAAGACCUUCGACAUUAUUUAGGUUCUCGUUUUCCUAAAGGAUCAAUUGAUCAUGAUCAGCAGCAAACAAUUCGUGAUAAUCUCUACCUCAGAACAGUGCCAUGUACCACACGGGAACCUCGACCAGGAGAAGUGAAUGGUGUAGACUAUACUUUCCUCAGUGAGGCAGACUUCCAGGAACUAGAGAAGAAUGGGAGUCUUCUAGAAAGUGGUAUAUUUGAUGGUAAUAUGUAUGGUACGCCAAAGCCACCUAAAGAUCCUCAAGGUCAGAUACCACGUCGGACAAGCUCUAUAGGUAGUAUGUUGCCUGGAGCACACCCAUCUUCUGAAGGAAAGAGGAGAAGAAAUCGUAGCAACACAGAUUUAACUCCUAAGUCACCUGCCACUUCGAAAAAGAUUCUGCCAGACCCUCCGCCCCGAGGUAAAUCAUUGGAGGAGUCAGAAAGCUCUGAGAGUCUUGGCCCACUACCACCAAACUGGGAAAUGGCAUUUACUGAUGAAGGACACCCUUAUUUCAUAGAUCAUAACACAGAACAGACACACUGGUUAGAUCCAAGAUUGGCUAACAAGUCACCAGAAAAAGUAGGAGAAAAUGACAAUGAUAGAGAGAUGGUGGACUCUGCUGAAUUGCCAUUUGGCUGGGAAAAGGUGGAAGAUCCACAUUUUGGAGUGUAUUAUAUAGAUCAUGUGAAUAGGAAAACCCAGUAUGAGCACCCAGGAGCAGCUUUGAAGAAGAGUGCCACUGCAGAUGAAAUAAAUAACAGUAGUACAUUACCUCGACGAGGGAAGAAUAGUGAAAGUGCACGACGAUCAGCUAGUGAGUCGGACAUGAAUGGUCGAAGUACUCCACCAGCAUGUUCUUGUCUCUGCUGUUCUUCAGCGUACCGCCCCCGAUUGAAGAAAAACAAGACCCCACUCAGUAAGCGAGCUUUGGCAAAGCGGGUGUUUGUAAAGAAUCCUGUAGACCUUCAAGGAGAGGUAUUUCAUACAAGACUUCUGAAAGGAGAAAGGGGGCUUGGCUUCACAAUUAUAGGUGGUGAUCACCCAAAUGAGGAGUUUCUACAGAUAAAAAAUGUUGUAAGAAAUGGACCAGCUUAUGUGGAUGGAAAACUUCAAACGGGUGAUGUUUUAGUACAUGUCAAUGGAGAACUUGUUCUUGGCUAUACCCAUCAGGACGUUGUUCAGUUGUUCCAGACUCUUCAGCCUGGCGAUUUUGUUGAGCUUGAAGUAUGUCGAGGAUACCCUUUACCCUUUGAUCCUGAUGAUCCAAACACUGAGAUUAUUACAACAAUUGCUGUAGGGCAUAAUGACACACGAGGCUCAAAUUCCCCAGCAUCUUAUUCUUCACGUGAAAAUAUGGAUUACCGCCAUGAUUUGUCUUCACGCAGUUUAAAAUCAUUGCCAGAACUUGUAAAAUCAGCAAAUAUGAAUCAAGCAUUAGAUUACUCGCAGCAUAAAGGUUCCGAUUCAAAUACACCGGAUGUUUUAGGUCAAACAACACCAGAAAUUUUGACUAUGGAUAUAGUAAGAGGUGACAUGGGUUUUGGUUUUACUAUAGCAGACAGUACUUAUGGCCAAAAAGUUAAACAGAUAUUAGAUCGGCCGCGAUGUAAAAAUUUACAAGAAGGGGAUUUUAUUCAGCAGAUAAACAAUAUAAAUGUUGGAGAAUUGAAUCAUGCUCAGGUGGUUCAAGUGUUAAAGGAUUGUCCAAUAGGAGAGGAGACAAGAAUUGUUGUGCAGAGGGGAGUGUCAAAUAUUCAAUGCACAGGAAUACCAUUGAAAGGACACAAACCAAGUAAAAUGAAUGAAGACAUUGGUAGAGGGGACUCUGGAAACCAGCCUGGAGCCUACUUUUUUAACGAAAAGGGUGAAAAUACUUCUACAGUGAACUCAACAGGUGAUGGAUAUAUGAACAUGUCAAGAGUCUGUGAUGAAUUGGAUAGCACAGGUUUGCCACCAGAGAUUCCUCGACGUCCCCGCACACCUUCCAAGGAUCAACAGCGUCCAAAAACACCGUCCGAAACUCGCCCUAAAACACCCACAAGACUUCCCUUACAAGGGGACCCUACUAGAACAAAAGUGACUACACCCAAUAGUGCUCAUUUACCAAGAAAGGAUUUAUUUGCUACAGAUAGUUCAAGGGAAUUAACAAACAAUUCAUCAGAUGGUGAUAAUUUUAACACAAAUUCACGGCCCCCUCCAGGACCUCGAUUUGACCAAUUUAGAUCAGAAACUGGUUCAAGGUCAGAUUUUAGGGGUAGAACAAAUAUCAAUAUGCACAAUUCUUAUGAUAGAGACACUUACGGAAGAACUGACAGUGCCCGACCUGGACAGUUCAGAAGCAGAACUCCUGGACCAGAACUUAUGCAAAGAACUCAAAUAUCAGAUUAUCGACCUGAGCCAAAUAGGCCAAAAACUCCAACAGCAUCAGAUAUGAGAAGUAAAACUCCUAUACCUGGUUUAUAUGGACAGGUACCUGGAGGAAAUGCUGAGUUUAGAAACAAUCAUUAUCAGAAUUCUUGGGCAAAUUCUAGUGUUCCUUAUAGAAACUUGGAUGCAAAUUCACGGACAUGGGGAUCUAGUAUUCCGGAAAAUAGUGCAACACCAAAUAUGCAAAGACGUGACAUGUCUGAUACUUAUGGUCGUAUGAAUGCAAGUGUUCCUGUGGGCGCUGGUCGUCCACCUAGGCAAAGUACUUCCUUUGAAAUGGAGGAACCGUCACCAAGCAAUAUGAUGCGGGUUCCAAGAAGGCAUCCGUUUAAUUCAUCAUUCACGAAUCACGGACCAGGCCCUCAAUCUCCUAAGCCAUUCCGAUACCCAGGAAACAUCGAGGACAAUCAGAAAUUUAUAGAAAUGAAUGUAACAUUACACAGGCAAGAAAGUGGAUUUGGAUUUAGAAUCAUUGGAGGUACUGAAGAGGGUUCUCAGGUUGCAGUUGGUCAUAUAGUUGGGGGAGGUGCAGCAGACCAGGAUGGUAGAUUACGUACUGGAGAUGAGAUUCUGUUUUGUGAUGGUAUCUGUGUAAUCAACGCAUCUCACCACAAACUUGUUCAGCUGAUGGGAAAUGCGGGGCUAAGAGGACAGGUUUCGCUGGGUAUCCGCAGAAGGAUAGUUCCAUAUACAGAGGGUUACCCAUAUGAUGUAAUUGUAACACGACGAGAGAACGAAGGGUUUGGCUUUGUGAUCAUAUCUUCGGUAACGAAAGCUGGGUCGACGAUAGGUGAGUUCAUCGAGAGCCAGUCACUGUAUCAUGGUAGAUUUAGUGUAGAUGAUCUCUUCAAUAAGAAAAAUGUGUAUCCUUGGAUUGGUCGCAUCUUAGAUAACAGUCCGGCAGAGAGAUGUGGUCAGUUACGUGUUGGUGAUCGUAUCUUGGCAGUAAAUGGUGUGGACAUCUCACAUCUACAUCACGAGGAUAUUGUGAACAUCAUCAAGGAGUCUGGCUACUCUGUAACUCUCACUGUUGGACCUCCACUAGAUGAUUCUGCAAGCAACACCUCACAAAGGAGUUCCCAGGGUUCGAUGGUGAAUGCAAUGGCAAUGCCCACAUUGAAUGAUACAGAUGGCAGAUAUAGAUACCCACCUCCUCCCCCGCCAAAAGAUAUAAAUAGAUCUAGGAUACUUAAUCAACAGGAUAUCCAAGAUGAGCAGAUAUAUGUGGUAGAUUUGAAUCGUGGCCAUAGAGGAUUUGGUUUUUCUAUCCGUGGUGGACAAGAAUUCAACAACAUGCCAUUGUUUGUACUGAGGAUAGCAGAGGGAGGAGCUGCAGAUGUAGAUAAAAGAUUAAGGGUUGGUGAUCAAUUGUUGGAGAUAAACAAUUACAGAACAGAGAAUAUGACGCAUUCAGAAGCUAUAGAUAUUAUACAGAAUGGUGGACCAACAUUGAGAUUAGUUGUUAGAAGGACUGGGAAACCGCCUCCUAGUUUUGAACCUUCACCAUCACCUGGUGCCCGGUAUCCUACCACUGGGCCUAUGUCAAAUGGUCCUAUAGGUCAGAGUUCACCAUACCUUGGACGUAGAAAUAUUAACUUUGACAGAGAAGAUCAUACAUAUUAUAACCAACCUCCAAGUAGGACGUACUUAAACAAUUGAUAGUGCAAUCAAUUAACAAAUGUAGCAACAUGAAAAUGAUGGCAGCAUAGCUGGACAAAGUCUUCGGCAUAUUGUCAGGUUGCAGGGAAAGGAGAGUUGGAUACUUUUACGUUGGGAGGUUCAGAGAAUACAGUAUUUCCAUUUUAGUCAGGGAGAUUGUACACUUUGAUUUUCUUACAUAGGAAAAAUGUACAAAAUGAAUGUGGAGAGUACCCAGUAAAUAUGUGCAAGGUUGUGGAUUAAACACAAUAUCUGAUAUUAGAAAACAAGCGAAACAACAAUGAGAGAAGAAAAAUGAGGGAAGAACAUGUAACUCAUAAGUUAACAAGUUGAUAUUUUACCCUUAACUAACCUUUGGGCUAGAUACAAUGUUUUGUCUUAAAGGUCUGUUUAUGUUCAAGUAUUUUUUGUAUAUCUGUAGAAUUAUUUCUGUAUCAAGUUCAGAUGAUAAGGGUGAUUGAUUAGUUUUUAAAGCAAAGUAAACAAAAAACUUGAGACAUUGUGAUGAGAGUUAACUAGCAUCUGUUUAUAUCCAGAUAUUGUACAGACAUCUGUCCAUGUCCAGAUGUUGUACUGACACCUGUUCUUGUCCAGAUGUUGACUGACACCUGUUCUUGUCCAUAUGUUGUACUGACAUCUGUUCAUGUCCAGAUGUUGUACUGACACCUGUUCUUGUCCAGAUGUUGUAUGUUGUACUGACAUCUGUUCAUGUUUGGAAGUUGUAAUGACAUUGAUUCAUGUCCAGAUGUUAUACUGCUGGCAGUUCAUGUCCAGAUGUUGUACUGACAUCUUUUCAUGUCCGGAUAUUGUACUGACAUUGAUUUAUGUCUAGAUGUUGCACAGACACCGUUCAUGUCCAGAUGUUGUACUGCUGCUUGUUCAUGUCCAGAUGUUGUACUGAUGCUUGUUCAUGUUCAGAUGUUGUACUGAUGCCUGUUCCUGUCCAGGUGUUGUACUGAUGCCUGUUCCUGUCCAGAUGUUGUACUGACAUCUGUUUAAGUCAUGAUGUUGUACUGACACCAAUAAAUGCUGGGAUGUUGUACCAGCAUUUGUACAGGUCAGGCUGUUGUACAAACAUAUGUUCAUGUCAGAAUGUUGGACAUGACAUCUGUUCCUUUGGAUGUGUAUAUCUGGAAGUGCCUGGAUGCCCUGACGUUAGCUUGAAUUGUUUCAGUACAGAGAUUCAAGUACAACUAAACAAGUUAUACUUUGUGGGAAUGGAAAAGUUAUCACUAAUGUUGAAAAAUGUGUAUGUUACAGGGAUAACAAGGGAUUGUUGAUAAGAAGAUCAAGUUUAAAGAAAAUUAUGCAGUUAGGAUAUUUGUGAUAAAAUAUAUUUUUGUACAAUCUAUAAGAUUGAGCAUAUCUGUGUUAAACAUACAUGCCAGUAAAAUACUGUGUAAGCAUUACUAUUGUGAGUAUUAAAUUCUUUGAAAUUCAUAAAUACUUCAGGUCUCAAUAAAUUAACAAAUUGUUCAUCA